AUGACCUAUGUUUCUCGUACGAAUACCCCGAUGGUCGCUUCUAUAACAAUUCCGAAGGAGUCGACCAAGGCAGGAUCAGCCGAUGCAGCAGUCUCGAGAGACCAACGCAACCGACAGCCACUGCUUAGACGUGGAUGCGCCUCUGCACCGCAAAAAGAAAGUCCGGCAAUGAAAGCUGUCUCUUGCUCCUCCUCCCUCCCUACCAACUAUCCCCGCAAUAACCAGGCCUCUCCCUCCCUCUUCAACUAUCAGAAUUUGAAUGUUUACGUCGUCGGUAAUGUAGGUCACCCGAAGGCCCAGAUUGUCCGCGUUGUACACAUCUCCGAUACUCGGGGCGUUGGUGAUCACUAUGCUAGGGGCUUGCCCAAUGGCCACAUACUAAUCCAUUCGGGGGACUUCUUAGACGGUCCGCCUUUGCGACAUCGGACACUCCUGCGUCGGAGCUACUUCAGGAAGUCGCGAACAGAGGGUAGAUUUUCGUCGUCCGCUUCCGCCUCCUCCAUCUCCUCCCCUUCCACUGAAGAUUGCAUGUGGAAAUCCAAGCUUCGGUCCAUAGACGAGUUUUUUCGGCACCAACCUCAUCCUUAUAAAAUUUUCGUUUCUGGAUGCUGGGACUACCUUGGUCCGGAGCGACCUUCUGCGGCCCAGAUCCAAAAGUACCUUCCUUCUGCCAUCUACCUUGAGGAUGCCGCAUGUGAGAUACUCGGUCUCAAGGUAUAUGGGAUUCCCUGGACCUCGGCAGACGAUCUACGGCCGGAGGACGGGAAAUCACACUUCACUUCAUCCACCGUAACUUCUAAGGUGAAGGCUAUACUGCCUCAGUGGUUGUUACGUUCCUCCAUGUUCUGGUCUCAAAGCCAUCGACAGACUGGGCGACAAAGAUGUCUCUCUUCAUGUACUGGAACUUCUGGCACACCGGCGACGGCAGCACCAGUGAAGGCGAGAGAAAUGGUGGUAAUUGGAGGGCGAUCGAAUGUCUGGCCGGCUUAUCACAGUCCUGACACCAGUAAUGGUAGCUGUUCAUCCUCUGCGAAUGCCGAGACGGGUGUCUGUGAGUCUGGAUCCCCUCCUGGCUCAUCCUCCUGUUCUUCAUCCUCUUCCUCGUUAUCCUCCUCUGUCUCUGCCUCUCCCCUCUGCGAUGGUUUUAUCCUCCCCGAUAUCAAGGCGGUGGAGGAGCGUUUUUCUCGGGUGCCCUCUGACACCAAUAUCAUUGUCUCUCACAUGCCGGCCUGGCGACCAGAGUUAUACACCCACGUGGUCGACCGGAUACAGUAA
Messenger RNA from Echinococcus granulosus, 1275 nucleotides. RefSeq lists its product as hypothetical. The coding region runs from base 1 to 1275 and encodes 424 amino acids. The record is from RefSeq and is a predicted model, not a curated record. The transcript has a single exon. Lineage: Eukaryota; Metazoa; Platyhelminthes; Cestoda; Cyclophyllidea; Taeniidae.